GCGCUUCGCUCCCGGUCGCCCUUCUCGGCGCCAUGAGCAGGCCGGGGCUGCAGCGGGAGCUGCGGGAGGAGGCCGCCGCCCUGGAGCGGCGGCGGCAGCGGGAGCUGCAGCGGCAGAGCCGCAUCUUCAACGCGCGAGUCCGGACCAUCGGGGUUGAUAAAGAUGCACUGGAUACCCAGGUCAAGGACAGGAAAAUUCAAGAAGCAGCUGAAAAAGCACGAAAUGAAGAACUUGCUAAUGAAAUGAAGCAAAAUGACAAGAUAAUGUGUAUGUUAGAAGAACGACAGAAAAAUGAUAUCAGAAACAUAAAUAAGGCUAUCACUGAAUUUCAGAAGAAUUUUCAGAAGCCAGAAACAAGACGUGAAUUUGACCUGUCUGAUCCGCAAGCCCUAAAGAAGGAUAAACCUGCUCGACUUUCGGAUGAUGAUCCUCGAUGUACCGUAUCUGGCUUGCAGAAGUUUAUGGGCGAAGACUUAAACUAUAAUCAGAGGAUGAAAUUUCAAAAGGAGCAGUUAAGAGAGUGGUCUCUUCAGCAACAGAGAGACUGGAAGAAUGCAUUAGCUGAUCAAAAAGUUGCAGAUGAUCUUUAUGACAAGAAUAGGAUUGCACUUGACCAAAAGACUAUGGAGCAACAACGAAAAGAAGAAGAAAACAGGCGUGCUGUUUGUGCAGCUAUUAAAGAUUUCAAUAGAACCCAGGCUGCUGAAAUAGCUGAGAGAAAGAAGUUGGAAAAGUAUCAAAAAAUGAAGGAUGACAUGGAUGAAAUUUCCAGCCUUCUUCAAGGAGACUUACUUUCCGAAAACCCUGAACAAGCAGUCAGUUCCUUUGGUAGACAUCGUGUGAUCACAGAUCGAUGGAAGGGAAUGAAUCAGGAUCAGCUGAUGGCAAUCCGUUACUCUCAACAGCAACAAGUUCUGGAGAAACUGAGACUAAAAGAGGAAGAACGCCAAAGAGAUGCUGAAUGGGACAGGCAAAGUAUACAGGUUGCAAGAGCACAGUUGGUUUUAGAGAGGCAUCAACGACGACAGAAUCGGGAACGCCGCCAGGCUUUAGAUAACAUAAACGCAGAGCUAUCUCAGGAGCAGAAAUCAAAGAACAUUUAUCUUAAAGAAGAAGCAUAUUCAAAUUUUCCAACAAGCCAGUAUUACGCACAGUUUAAUACAACCAGCCGAUGACAUUCUGGAUAAUCAACCUGAAAUAUACAGAAGUAUGUAGACAUAUUAAAAUUUUUAAUUGAGUAAUCCCGUGUUUUAUUAUUUUUAUCUGUUCCCUAUCCUGUUCAAACAGUGCACUCAAACUAAAGGACAGUCUGCUAGGCCACAUCUGUUCAAAGAAGAGAAAAACAUUGUAAUAAUUUCUAAACUUGGUUGUUUUUCUAAAAAGUACUAAUUCAGUAGUAGGUUGUUUGACUACUGUGUCUCAGGCUUAACUGUAAUAUUUACAUUAUCCAUGGCUUUAGAAAUCGAUUUCUGGGAAGGAAUCACAAUUUAAAAUACAAUGCUACUUUAUGCAACUUGGUCAGAGGGGAAUGCUGCCCGAUCACAAGUGAUGCACACUUAGCAGAUUCUAUGUGAGGGAAUAAAAAUGGCCUAGGUAGAAAGUUUUGGUUUUGUUUGUUUGUGUUUUUGUUUUGUUUGGGUUUGGUUUUUAAAAGCAAAAAAAGCAGCCAGACACAAAAUGGACAAGUUGGUCAGAAAUACUGCCUUUAUUUCUUGAAUAUUAGGAAUAAGAAGAUUUCGACAUUUACCAAGGUGAUUUUAGCAUCAAGGUAUGACACAAAAAUGGAAUGUGUGUUAUUUUAAGUGGACAAAAAGUAUGAGGGGAAAGUAUUCCUACGUACACCAUCACUUGUUAGAAAUAACAGAGAAAAUUUAAGGGUAGUGUGCCUCUGAAGAAGAGGGAGAGAAGAGGAAGAGUUUACAGAUGUGAUGGAAGAGGGGGGAAAAAGCAGGCAUGUACCAAACAAAAUCAAGGAGAAAAAUCUCAGCUUGUGCAGGGUAAUUCAGGGAAACAGUUUGCUUCCUGUCUUUAUAGUUACAGAUUUGACUUAGCAAUGGAAGAGACAGUCAAUGAUAUUUGAAAAAUAGGCAAGUGAAACCCACGGAAAGAAAAUAUGAAGCAGCAAUGCAAGAAACUAAAAGCACAAGAGAAAUGGGUGGUGGAGAUAACCAUAAAAGUAAAUCUAGAAGGGAAAGAGACAACAUACCGAGGACUGGAAAAAGGGUUAGAAGACUUAAUGAUUUAAAACAGAAGAAAGAAUGAGAGAUUCAGCUAAACAUCCAAGACCUCUAAGAUUGUGAACCCUUAGUAAAAAUAGAGAGGCCAUUUAUGACGAUAGAUCUUGAAAUAAGUAUGUGUAGCUUGCCAGAAUCUAGUAUGCGAACUGGGCAUAAAAAACAUCCUCGUGAUAUUGGCAUGGAGUCUGCUAAUUGUUCUUUGUAUCAGGAUAGUGACAACUUUGAAUUCUGGUGAAACAGGUUGAAGAAGACUACACCAGGCUAAGUAGGAAAGAUAUUUAAAGAAACUGAGGCUGAGGUAAACUCUAAUGACUUAUUCUCAUCAUUGUGAAAGUAAUCAAUAAUGCAUGGUUCUCAAUAUAGAUACUAUUAGGAGGAUUUUGAAAUGUUUGAAGGAAGCAUUCCUUGAAAGGGGACUGUUCAAACAGAUCUGUUUGCAUUCCUUGAAAGGGGAUUCUUCAAAUAGGUCUGUUUGCUCAGCUGAAAUAGUGGCCCUGUGGGAUCAGGCUGAUUAGACCAAUUACCAUUUUGAACCAGGUAAUAACAACAAGAGUUUGGAAAAGACCAUUGUGUUAAUCCCUCUAGAUGGAGAGGAGGAAGAGAAUCAAGUAAGGAGAAUAUAAAAAUAGGUAAAGAAGUGUCUUGGGACAGGAUAACCCAUAGCAAAAAGGUAUGUCCCUAUUUUAGUAUAUUAAUACAACUGGAACUAAUUGCAGUAUAGAUAGAAACUAGGUAGUAAAGCUGUGUGUCUGGAAUACAGGAACUGAGGAAUGCGCUAUUCAGAAAAGUUGGAAGAUAGAGCUGAGAGAGGAUCUCACUUGCACCGUUAAUGAUGAACCAGAUUACAGAGAAGUAAAAAGGGAUGGUAUUCAAGAGAUUCUAAUGUGAUAGGUACUUGGAAAUCCAUUUAUUUGUCAGGCCGGGAUUCACACAUGGCUGGAUGUCUUUGUAAUACUACCAAAUACUGUAUUAAAUUGACAAUCUCAGAAGUGCAGGUACUCAUCUCAGAAUAGAAAGGCUAUCAAGUGGGGUGGGAGGAUAAAACAGUAGUCUAUCUAUAGUAGUUUUCAUUUAACUAAAGUUGGAUUUGAUCUGUGUUGAAUAUC
Messenger RNA from Chroicocephalus ridibundus (black-headed gull), 3343 nucleotides. RefSeq names its product RIB43A domain with coiled-coils 2 (gene RIBC2). The transcript is spliced from 7 exons. The record is from RefSeq and is a predicted model, not a curated record. Lineage: Eukaryota; Metazoa; Chordata; Aves; Charadriiformes; Laridae. The coding region runs from base 33 to 1175 and encodes 380 amino acids.